AACAUGGAGCCAGGAAAUCAAACACAUAUUUUAGAAUUCUUACUUCUAGGAUUUUCCCAGGACUCAGCGCAUCAACUGAUGCUAUUUGGAGUGUUCCUGUCCAUGUACUUGGUCACAGUGCUUGGGAACCUACUCAUCAUCCUGGCCAUCAUCUCUGACUCCCACCUCCACACGCCCAUGUACUUCUUCCUCUGUAAUCUGUCCUUCGCUGACCUCUGUUUCACCUCUACAACUAUUCCAAAGUUACUGAUGAACAUCCAGACACAGAGCAAAUCCAUCACUUAUGCAGGCUGCAUCACACAGAUGUAUUUUUUCAUGGUCUUUGGAGCCAUGGACUCAUUUCUCCUCACUGCAAUGGCCUAUGACCGCUUUGUGGCCAUCUGUCACCCUCUACACUACCCAGCCAUCAUGAACCCCCAUCUGUGUGACCUACUGGUUCUUGUGUGCUGGUUCAUCAGCUUGAUCUACUCUCUGAUCCAAAGUCUGUUGAUGUUGCGUCUGUCCUUCUGUAGCAGUUGGGAAAUUAAACACUUUUACUGUGAACUUGCUCAGGCCCUCACACUUGCCUGUUCAGACACACUGGUCAAUUAUGUCCUGCUGUAUAUGGUGACUGGCCUUCUUGGUUUCAUUCCCUUAUCAGGAAUCCUUUUCUCUUAUACCCAAAUUGUUUCAUCCAUCAUGAGAAUCUCAUCAACAGAUGGAAAAUAUAAAGCCUUUUCUACCUGUGGGUCUCAUCUAUCUGUUGUUUCCUUGUUCUAUGGGACAGGCUUUGGUGUGUACCUCAGUUCUGAUCCAACAUCUUCCUGGAAAGGCAUGAUGGCCUCAGUGAUGUACACAGUGGUCACUCCCAUGCUGAACCCUUUCAUCUACAGCCUGAGGAACAGAGACAUUAAGAGAGCACUACAAAGAAUUCUCACUGGGAGCAUAUUAGGAAAAAGAAAGGGGAUCAUAAGAAGGGGUGAAACAAGGGCCAGGAGAAAACUGGAGGGUGGAAAUGGUCAAAUGGCACACAGCCUUCAGAGCAAGUCCCAACCCCUUCCAAAGCCCGCGUUUCCAACGCCCGGGUGCACAGAGUCAGCCGCCACCUCAGAGCCUCCCGGGCGACCCAAUCCCCAGCCCCGAAGGCCCCGCCCCUUGCGCCACUCGCCGCCGGGCAGCCGCGAGCCGAAGCGCGGUUCUGCGCGUGCGCGGGGCGCCGUCCUGUCACCUUGCGUCUGCGGCAGCCAUGUCACCCUGCGUCUCUGUAAGCGUCUGAAGUAA
Molecule: messenger RNA, 1260 nt
Organism: Octodon degus (degu)
Lineage: Eukaryota; Metazoa; Chordata; Mammalia; Rodentia; Octodontidae
Product: olfactory receptor 7C1-like
Exons: 2
Coding region: 4-1260 (418 amino acids)
Biological process (GO): G protein-coupled receptor signaling pathway
Cellular component (GO): membrane
Molecular function (GO): olfactory receptor activity; G protein-coupled receptor activity
Source: RefSeq, a predicted model, not a curated record